Carassius auratus (goldfish) is the source of this 4942-nucleotide messenger RNA. Its product is annotated as SH3 and multiple ankyrin repeat domains protein 3. Bases 542 to 4768 code for a protein of 1408 amino acids. Gene Ontology annotation, cellular component: postsynaptic membrane; postsynaptic density; dendritic spine. The record is from RefSeq and is a predicted model, not a curated record. Gene Ontology annotation, molecular function: synaptic receptor adaptor activity; ionotropic glutamate receptor binding. Lineage: Eukaryota; Metazoa; Chordata; Actinopteri; Cypriniformes; Cyprinidae. The transcript is spliced from 13 exons.
AGGCAGGGAGAGGGAGAGAGAGGGGAAUAGGAGGGGCUGUUGAUUACAGCACUGGGAGAAUGUGUGUGUGUUUGUGGGUGCAGGGCUGUUUUAGGGGGGUGAGGUGAUUCGUGCUCAACCCCCCCGCACACUAAUCAAUCCGGACCCCUGGUGUUGUCGUCGGCAACCAUCUGCGUACAGAUAGAAUGUUCAGGGUGGGAGCGCGCCAGCCCAGCCACGGGAAAACGGCACAGCCGCGUCACAGCGUGUGUGCGAGUGUGUGUGUGAGAGCCACGGGGAGUGAACAUGCCCCACUCGCGGCGAGUGCAGCCCGAGCGCUCGCCACCGUUCGCGACAGGCAGCCGUUAGCAGGAGCGAGGGGGAGGGCGGGAAGUGCUCAGAGGGAGGAGAGGUGGAAGAAAGGAGGAGAGAGGAGCAGAGGAGGAGAAGAGGGAUAGGAAAAGAGGGAGUGAGCUGCUUUCACCUGACGGCCCUGGCCGGUUCGGGAAUAUCGAGAAGGGGACCCGCGCAUGCACGCACGCUGCCGCCUUCUCGCGGGACCAUGUCGUUGACCACUGGAUUUGGCUACCAGUUGCCGGGCAUUACCACCGUAACCUAUGUUUUUGUUUACAGCCCGGGGACAGUCCAACGGGACCCCAGCCCUCCUCCCGCGGGGCCCUCGCACACACUCUCAGGAGCCCGGGGCCCUAAACGGAAACUCUACAGCGCCGUGCCGGGGCGCACCUUCAUCGUGGUCAAACCGUACACACCACAGGGAGAGGGAGAGAUCCAGCUGAACCGCGGAGAGAGGGUCAAAGAAUCUCCCUAUGUAGACCAUUAUGUAGAGCAUGAAAUUAAGGAGGAGGAUGACCAUGGUUCUAUGGAUGAUAAAGUGUUAAGUAUAGGAGAAGGGGGUUUCUGGGAAGGGACGGUGAAAGGAAGAACCGGAUGGUUUCCUGCAGACUGUGUGGAGGAGGUACAGAUGAGACAGUUUGAUCCUCGACUUGAGACGAGAGAGGACCGAAACAAGAGGCUGUUCCGACAUUACACUGUGGGCUCCUAUGACAACUUUACCUCAUAUAGUGAUUACAUCAUCGAGGAGAAGAACGCUGUGCUCCAGAAGAAAGAGAAUGAGGGAUUCGGCUUCGUCUUGCGGGGAGCGAAAGCGGAAACACCCAUUGAAGAGUUUACACCCACACCUGCCUUUCCUGCACUCCAGUACCUGGAGUCUGUGGAUGUUGAGGGCGUGGCCUGGAAGGCGGGGCUUAGGACUGGUGACUUCCUCAUUGAGGUAAAUAGUGUUAACGUGGUAAAAGUGGGACACAAGCAGGUGGUGUCACUCAUCCGGCAGGGUGGGAAUAACCUCUUGAUGAAGGUAGUGUCAGUCACACGCAAGCCAGAGUCUGAGGAGUCAGUCAGAAAGAAGGCGCCCCUGCCUCCAAAAAGAGCGUCCAGCACCACCCUCACCCUGAGGUCCAAAAGCAUGACUGCUGAGCUUGAAGAACUAGCCUCUGCAAGGAGGAGAAGAGGAGAAAGGCUAGAUGAGAUUUUGGCCUCUCAGGAGACAGUACUGAGGCCAAAGGUAGAAACAGACUACAGAGCAGCCACAGUGAAGCAACGUCCUAGCAGUCGCCGUAUUACACCAGCAGAAAUCAGUUCUCUUUUUGAGCGGCAAGGACUUGCUAUCCAUGGUGCUCUACACCCAGCGUUGGAAAAAGCCCACAUGCAGCUGCCAAAAAGCAUGACUAGAACAAAGUCCUUUGGAGCAACUGAAGAAGAUCGACUGUCUGCCCUGGCAGCGGAACACAGGUUUCCACGGAGCUCCUCCAUGACGGACAGCCUGAGAGACAGCCAUAGUAUCCCUCCACCUCCUCAAAUAGCUCCCCCACCUCCCCCAUCGCUUUACUAUCUAGAUACUGGACCCCCUCCAUCGUUCUGCCCACCCCCUCCUCCUGGCCGCAUUCAUGACCCCAGCCGUUCCAGUUUCAAACCAGGCUCUGAACCAAGACUGCACAUUUUGCCACAGACAAUGUCUGCUGAGCUGUUUGAGCCGCCUCGCCAUGCCUCCCACAUGGAUCGACAGAAAAAAGCCCGUUCCAUGAUCAUCCUGCAGGACUCCACCCACCUUCCCGUGGAGCCUACUGACAUCCCCAGGCCAGGUCCAGUUUCAACUCCACCCGAAAGGAUCAAGCGGAAAGGUCGAGUAAUUGAUAACCCCUACGCCAAUGUGGGCCAGUUCAGUGUGGGCUUAUUCACGCCCCCUCCGAGCAAGCCACAGCGGAGGAAGAGCCCACUUGUAAAGCAACUGCAGGUGGAAGAUGCUCAGGAGAGAGCCUCGCUAGCACUGGCAUCCAUCCAUGCGAGAGAGCACUCUCCCUCUGGGCGCCUAGCUGCCCACCAUACCAGCAGGGCUGAUUUCUAUCAGCAGCAGAAGCAGCUGUUGCACGAACGCAGUAAAGCUCACGCUGAGGGACUGUUGCAAGGAAAGGGUCCUUUUGCAGCAGCCAUUGCUGAUGCAGUGAAAGACCGGGAACGUCGUCUGGAGGAGAGGCGGAAAUCCACAGUCUUCCUAUCUGUGGGCACUAUGGAGGGCAGUUCGGCACCACCCACAGAAGCCCCUUCACUCACACCAUCCCGUUCGGUGGAUGAACGAAUGCUCACACGUGAACUUGGUCAGUUGCCUCCUCCUGCCUUGGCAUUGCGUCCCUCUCCUGGGGGCACCACCUUCAUUCACCCACUGACAGGCAAGCCCCUGGACCCCAACUCUCCAUUGGCACUUGCGCUGGCCGCAAGGGAACGGGCAUUAACCUCCCAGAGUCAGUCCCCUUCAAGCAGCCCUGAGCCCAGAACUAAACAUGAAGCUGCUGGAGGGAUGCUGUAUAUGGAGACCCAGACCAAAGAGACUGAGCGGUCAGAGCGUGAGGGGGAUUUUGCCUCACCUCCCUUUUCCCCUGCCACAAAACGAAUUUAUGAGACCUCCGCCCCCACCAGCAAAAUUCAGUGGGGAAGUCCCAUAUCCACCAGGAAAGAGUUAGAAACAAGGACAGAAAUGAAGGAAGAAAGGAAAAUUGAGGACAAGAAGAGUAUGAUCAUCAGCAUCAUGGACACAUCUCAGCAGAAAACUGCUGGACUUAUCAUGGUUCACGCAACGAGUAAUGGGGAGGCAGUGAGGCCCAGCCCAGAGCACAGGGUCUCCUCUCCUAAGGGGUCAUUGUCAGAGAGCCCGAAACCCAUGUUGGCCCAAAUAAAAAGAGCUAAGUCCCCUGGUCCCGAUGCUCCUUCGAGAUCCACCCCACCUCCAACCACAGCUCCAUCUUCCCACCCACCUCCCAGCCCAUCUUCAGAUAAAACCCUGGCACAGGGUAGUUCUGAGGAGGACGUGGAACCCUAUACGGUCACAUUGCCACCUGCCAUGCUUUCUUCCAGUGAUGAGGAGACACGUGAGGAGCUCCGUAAAAUCGGUGUGGUUCCUCCACCAGAUGAAUUUGCAAAUGGCCUUCUUGGAAAGACAAAUGCAACUGCAGUACCUCCUGCCUCUAUGUUGGCGCAGACCACAACUUCUGCCCUGCCCUCAGCUCCACCCCCAUCCCCUGCCCCUCCAGUAGCGCUUGCCACAGCAACACAGGUCCCCGCUAGCAGUGGCCCACAAGCAGCCUCAGGGAAGCCAUCUGAGUCCCACCUGGGCCCAGAGUCUGCUGCUGACUCCGGGGUGGAAGAGGUAGACACUCGUAGCUCCAGUGAUCACCACCUGGAGACCACGAGUACCAUCUCCACUGUCUCUAGUAUGUCCACACUGUCCUCGGAAAGCGGCGAGCCCACGGACACCUACACCACCUACGCAGAUGGCCAGACGUUCAUUCUUGAUAAGCCGCCAGUGCCUCCAAAGCCAAAGCUCAAGUCCCAGCUCAGCAAGGGCCCGGUGACGUUCAGGGACCCCCUGCUUAAACAGUCAUCUGAUAGCGAACUGCUCUCACAGCAGCACGCGGCUGUACUGGCUGCUGCUGCUGCGGGAGCCUCAGGCCUGGCCAGACCCCGCUACCUCUUCCAGAAACGCUCCAAGUUAUGGGGGGACCCCGUGGAACCCUGUGUACUUUCGGGGGCAGAGGAAGGAAAGCCCACUGUGAUAAGUGAGCUCAGCUCACGGCUGCAGCAGCUGAACAAGGACACCCGCUCACUUGGGGAGGAGCCGCUCGGAGCUUCACUUGACCCCGGAAGAAAAUCACCCGUGGUCGGUGCAAGACUCUUCAGCAGUCUGGGGGAGCUCCAUACUAUCUCUCAGAGAGGCUACGGCACCACCUACACCAUCAGACCAGGUAGCCGCUACCCAGUGACCCGGCGGACACCCAGUCCCGGUUCCCCGGACCGCUCGGAUCCUCUGGGACCCAUCCGGGGCUUUGGUCUGGCCACUUCUCCCAUCACACCCCCCACAAUCCUUAAGUCGUCUAGCCUCAGUCUCCCUCACGAACCUAAAGAAGUGCGUUUUGUCAUGAGGAGCUCCAGUGCACGGAGUCGUUCUCCCUCGCCUGCCCCCUCCCCGGGCUUGCCCUCCCCCCUGCUCACUCUACGGCCAUUCCACCAGAAGCCCCUCCACCUGUGGAACAAGUACGAUGUUGGCGACUGGCUGGCCAGCAUUAACCUGUCUGAACACCGGGAGCAAUUCCAAGAGCAUGAGAUCGAGGGCUCCCAUCUGCCUGCUCUGACCAAGGAGGAAUACGCUGAGCUGGGCGUGACGCGCGUCGGUCAUCGCAUGAACAUCGAGCGCGCCCUUAAACAGCUGCUGGAGAGUUGACCACGCGCCUCCCUCUACCUGUAGCUAGUCUCAACACAGUUUUCUUUUAUUUUCUUAUUUAAUUUGUUUGUCUUGUUUUUUUUUGUUUGUCUUUUUCAAUUCCUGAGCUUUACAUCCGAAGUGUGUCAUUUCGAUGUUAAAACACUUAUCCUAUUACACACUUUUCGUGAAAAA